CACCUCAACCCCCCGGCCAACCAACCUACCUGCAAAUAAUCAUUCAGCUUCAAAUUUCCCGGAUUUUCACAGACGACGGAGUUUCUGUCAUCGGCCAAGCUUCUGGGUUUUUCCUCUCCGUUUUUGUGAACAGGAACAGUGUGAAAUGAUGAAGCUGCAAUCAUAUGCUGGACUCAGUUUGUUGGCUACUUUGGCAGUCAUUUAUCAUGCCUUUAAUAGCAGGGGCCAGUUUUACCCUUCAAUGGUUUACCUGUCGACUUCAAAGAUCAGUUUGGUGCUUCUUUUGAACAUGGGUCUGGUUGUUAUGUGUAUCUUGUGGCAAUUGACCAAGAAAAUCUUUCUUGGCUCACUCCGAGAAGCAGAAGUUGAAAGGCUGAAUGAGCAGUCGUGGCGGGAAGUCAUGGAAAUACUGUUUACAAUUACUAUUUUCAGAGAAGAUUUUUCUACUACAUUUCUAGCUAUGGUUACAGCUUUACUUCUGAUUAAGGCUUUGCAUUGGUUGGCCCAAAAGAGAGUUGAAUACAUAGAAACAACUCCAUCUGUUCCGAUGCUAUCUCAUAUCCGCAUUGUAUCUUUCAUGGGAUUCCUCCUCCUUAUUGACAGUGUCUUUCUGUAUAAUUCAAUCAAGUAUUUGGUAGAAACCAGAAAGGCUUCUGUUUCUCUAUUCUUUCUAUUCGAAUACAUGAUACUCGCAACGACAACUGUAUCAACCUUCCUGAAGUAUAUAUUCUAUGUCAGUGACAUGCUUAUGGAAGGCCAAUGGGAAAAGAAGGCUGUCUACACAUUUUACUUGGAGCUUGUCCGAGAUUUGAUCCACUUGACUCUGUGCAUGUGUUUCUUCCUUGUCAUUUUUGUGAACUAUGGUGUGCCUCUUCACUUGAUUCGGGAGCUGUAUGAGACAUUCCGAAACUUUAAAAUCCGUGUAGCUGAUUACAUACGUUACCGUAACAUCACUUCAAAUAUGAAUGACCGUUUCCCGGAUGCAACUCCUGAAGAGCUCAAUGCAAGUGAUGCAACCUGCAUUAUAUGUCGUGAGGAGAUGACUGUGGCCAAGAAACUUAGUUGUGGGCAUCUUUUCCAUGUGCACUGCCUUAGGUCAUGGUUAGAAAGACAAAAUACAUGCCCCACAUGCAGAGCACUUGUUAUAUCACCUGAGAAUGGGAUAUCUACUACUGCAUCAAGAACUCAUGGUCAACAGCAAGGAACUGGAACAACUGGUAUGUCUUCUCAAGGAUCUACUGUUGAUGGUGCGGGAAAUAAUAAUGUUAGUCAGCAUCAGGCCAGACUGCAAGCUGCUGCUUCUGCUGCCUCACUAUAUGAGAAGUCUUUUGUUUAUCCUUCUCCUAAUGCUUUGAUGUGGUCACCUGGAUAUAACUCGCUUCCUAAAACAUUUGGACAUCCUGCCAGCACUUCAAUGGCAAACACCGGUGGUGGAGCUGCAAGUGGACUGUCCCAACAGUAUGAGUUUGCAAAUGUGACCUUUGCUCAGUUGCCACAGUGUGCUCCACUUCCUUCACAGUUCCCGUGCCUUAAUGGGCAAUUCGAUCCAGAAAGUGCAUCGGACUCUCAACUGGGCCUACAAACGAAAUUAAUUAAGAACCAGAUUGAGUUCCUGCAAAACCAGUACCAGCUUUUACAGACACAGAAUGGUGAGAAAACGAUGGAUCUAGGAUCAUCUGAUAUCAAGGGAAAGUCAGUAUCAUCACCAUCUUCAUCUGUUAUGGACUCCCCUGAGAUUUAGAAGCUCGGAGCUAUAGACAAAUGACCUCUGCAGAUGUAGAUAAUACCCCACAAGGAGCAUAAGCGCCAUGGAGAUAGACACAGGACGGACCUCAAGUCUUGCAAUUUGCACUCGUUCAAUCUCCCCCUAUUCAUCGGCAGCAUUGUCUAUCCGGUACUUACAUCCGAUUGCUUCUCAAGAAAAUACUCCUCCGUAAGACUGGAACAUCCUAAAUUAACCGAGUGAUAAUAGAGUGGGCAACCCACAAAUUCAGGCUGUACUUUCACAUCAUGAUCCGAGUUCAAUACAUGGAGAAAUGCUACACUAUACCGAUACGAGUUUUACUAUAUUUUCACCUUUUGUUUCCCCCCCUUAAUUGGAUAUAUUCAGUCAGUAGUCUGUACUUGUACAAAUCACAGUAGUGUUUGAAUUCUAUGUGGUGAAUGAAAGAGCUUUGCUGCUUCUUUGUACU
Messenger RNA from Sesamum indicum (sesame), 2192 nucleotides. Its product is annotated as ERAD-associated E3 ubiquitin-protein ligase HRD1B. Gene Ontology annotation, cellular component: endomembrane system. Gene Ontology annotation, biological process: proteasome-mediated ubiquitin-dependent protein catabolic process; ERAD pathway. Gene Ontology annotation, molecular function: ubiquitin protein ligase activity. Lineage: Eukaryota; Viridiplantae; Streptophyta; Magnoliopsida; Lamiales; Pedaliaceae. The record is from RefSeq and is a predicted model, not a curated record.